AUGUCUGCUAUGCAACAGCCUAAUCUUCCUCAAACUGAAAAUUUAACUCCUCUUUACGAUUUAAUAUCUGAUUUUCAACAAUUAUUGUCUCAAAAUAAAAAAAUCAAAGAUAACAUCACCAAAACUAUAGAUCAAUUAUCUAUUAAACUAAAUACUGAUGACUCUAUAUAUCAAUCAUACAUAAACUCAAUUAACAACCUACAAAAAUCAGUCUCCUCAACUAACUCAAAUAAAUAUAAAAAUCUAUUAAUCCAAAAUCUCUUUUUGAAUAAUUUAAAUAAAAAAAAAUUGCUAAACAACUUGAUCAACGAAAAUUUAAAUCUCAAAAAAAUCCUAAUCGAAAAAAUCUAUUUAAACAAAUUGAUCAUCAAUUUAAUCAACAAUUAUGAACUAUCAAUCAACUCAAUCCUAUUUCAAAUUAGAAAUGAUGUGAUCAAUUACAACCUAUACUUGAUCAAUUUAAAUAAAAAAAAUUACAACAUUUUAAAUGAUUUAUCAAUAAAAGAAUUUGAUCUUUACAAAAAAUUAUCUGAAAAGAGAUUGAAAUUAAUCUCAAUUUUAAAUAUUCUAAUAUCCUUUUUUGAUAAAGUAGACCAAAAUUUAAAUUCAAACUACAAAUUGGUUUAUCAAAAUUUAAAUACAAAAUAUUUCUUAAAUAACGUUCAUCCAAUUGAUUAA
Messenger RNA from Ascoidea rubescens DSM 1968, 678 nucleotides. RefSeq names its product Far7p (gene FAR7). Bases 1 to 678 code for a protein of 225 amino acids. The record is from RefSeq and is a predicted model, not a curated record. Lineage: Eukaryota; Fungi; Ascomycota; Saccharomycetes; Ascoideales; Ascoideaceae. The transcript has a single exon.